AAGUUAAAAUUCUUUAUAUCGUCAUAAGUUUUAGCAUGAAUAAUCAAAGACCUCCACGAUUGAACCAGCUGUCUGGAGCUGCUGGGAGAAAAAGAGCGAUGAUUCGGAAAAAAAACGAAAGCAAAAACAAACGAACACUUUUAGGUUGCGUUCGUUGGACAAAAAUCGAAGAUAAAUGCAAGCAGUUCAAUGAUAUUGAGAUCGGUAUCAAUGACUCUAAUGAGUUGCCAGACCAUAAUUCCGACAAACUUUUUCUUGCCGAUGACAUCGAUGACUCCCAAAAAACAUCAUCACAUUUAAAAAAGGAUCAGUUGGAUUUUGUACUUGAUUGUCACAAUGACCAACAAAUUUAUAAAAGUGAUCUUUCUAUACCAAUUUCUAACGAUCCUGCACUAUGGAAAUCAAUAUCAGACACUGAUCGAACGAAUAUAAUUCUGAUGGGACCUUCUUCAAAUCCUAGCAAUUUUCCAAGAGAUCAAAAAGAACGCAAAUUCCCUACUUAUAUUUUUUUAGAGGAACAAAGAAACGGAGAAAAAGUUAGAAGAGAUUGGCUCGUUUGGAGUAAGGCUGUGGCAUCACUCUUUUGUUUCCCUUGCUCCCUUUUUGGAUCGCCUAACUUAACCAGACCCGGUGUUCAAUCCAGUUUGUUGUCUUGGAAUGGAGGUAUACAUGGAAAUCGGAGAAAACUUUCAGAUCGCGUUAAAAGUCAUCAACAAAGCGAUUUUCACCGUAACUGUUAUCUCCAAUGGAAAACAGCUACGAUUCACUUGAAAAGUCAAAAGCCCAUUGAGCAUCAGUUAGAAAAACAAAUUGGAGAUGAAACAAAACGAUGGAAAUUAGAAUCCAAUCAAAAGUUGUUCAAAAAUGGGAAUGGAAACUUCCUUGGAGCGCUCGAAUUAAUUGCUCGCCACAACAAAACAUUACAAGAUCAUAUGCAUCUUAUUGCUAAGCACCAAGAAGAAGAAAAACGCAUGCAAGCUCAUUAUUUAUCCUGGAAAUCACAAAAUGAAUUUAUCAAGGAAUGCGGCAAAUUAGUGCUGUGGGAGGUCAAAGAAAGGUUCCUUAAGCUAGAAGAACUUGAAAAGAAGAAGGGAUCUGAUAUAACAAAGUUGAUAUUGAAUGUGGUGGAAGAGUAUUUACAAUGGAGUUCAAGCUUUGAUAAGACAGAAUAA
Messenger RNA from Hydra vulgaris (swiftwater hydra), 1172 nucleotides. RefSeq names its product zinc finger MYM-type protein 5-like. NCBI's taxonomy places the organism in Eukaryota, Metazoa, Cnidaria, Hydrozoa, Anthoathecata, Hydridae. The record is from RefSeq and is a predicted model, not a curated record.